Cuscuta europaea is the source of this 1375-nucleotide messenger RNA. The record is from the annotation of a GenBank genome assembly. Lineage: Eukaryota; Viridiplantae; Streptophyta; Magnoliopsida; Solanales; Convolvulaceae.
AUCACGGUGCUGAAAUCCAUUCAUGAAAUAAUAAUUAAAGUAGCAAAAACUUUGGGAUAGAAGUUAUGGAAAGAAUCGUUUCUCAUUAAUAGACUAAUGACAAUAUGAAGUUUCUGCUCAAGUGGUUUGCCAAUUUUCCACAAUACAGAAAACUAGAUUUUUACAUUGCUGGGGAUGCUUUUGGAGGAAGAAGGAGGUCUGCCAAUAGAGAGAAUUCUUUGCCGGAUGAAAGAAUUCUGCCAAUAGAUCCGCCUGCUCCAUAAGAAAUCGUAAAUUGAUUUCUGUCGGAAGAAAGAUUACUUGCCGGAAGAAAGUCCAUAUAAAAUGCUCCAUGUCCGCAGGAAGUUCGCAUUCAAGCAUCUAUAUCCCGUACGGAAAUUCAACUAUUUGAAAGCCAGUUGGAAGAAGGUGGGUUGUAUGACAUGUGUAAUUUCACUGUCAAGGCGAAUAAUGGAAAGUGGAGACCGGCAUCACACCCUUUCAGGUUACAAUUCCAUGAAGGAACUAAGGUUAAGUGUCAGGAAUUAAAAGACCAUAAGGACUUUCCCCUACACAUUUAUAAUUUUACUUCUUUCAACGAUAUUCACAACUGCCCUGAUGGAAAAAGUACUACAGAUCUCAUUGAUGUAAUUGGUGUGUACAAUCCCCUAGACAAAUUCAGUAAGCAUUAUACCGAUUCAGGAUCAACAUACACUAACUUUUAUAUUCGGGACAUCGAGAAUAAAAGUCUCUUUUGUACUUUAUGGAAUGUGUAUGUGGACCAGUUUGAGACGUAUUUAUCUCAACCGGGAACAAAUCCAGUUGUUAACCAUAACAAUAAUUCUGCAAAUUUGGUUUUCUGGGAUGCUGUGAGCAAUCGUUUGAUUGGAAAAUCUGCUGGAGAUUUCCCCAGUCACUAUUAUGACAUGGAGAGGCUAUCACCUUCAGGCUGCCCAGAUGAAAUAAAAGAUUUGGUAGGUCGUGAGUUUGUCUUUAAAGUUGACCGUCAAUCUGGCUCCCCUUUAAACGGAAAGAGUUAUUCAAUUGGUAUGGUCUCAACCGAUCAAGAUAAAAUUGAGGAGCUUAAGUCUGUUGGAGCCAAUCAGUCUGGGAGACAGGACUAUAACUCCGAUGAGGAUCCUGAUUUACUUUUUUCUUCUCCAGUCAUAGUUGAAUCUAAUAUAACACCAUCUUCAACUGAAGACGACAUCAUAAUACAAACCAUCCCCUCUUCAACAUUAAAGAGGCCUUCAAACGCUGAGCAACAUGUUGACUCUUCUACGCAGAGUUCAACAAAUAAGAAACUCAAGGGAAUCAAGAUUGAAAAGCCGGAUGCUUGAGCAUUAUCUUUUCGUUUACUUUGUUCUUUUACUUUUCGGAAUUAAUGUUAUUUAUC